AUGAGUGAUAACUCAAAGAAAGCGAAUCCUAACGAGGGCUCGCACCAUUUUGUUCCCAAAUCCGUUAACGAGAUUAUGCGAAAAGUUUUGAACAUUUCCGAUUUUUCUGAAAAAUUGUCUAAGUUGGAUCUUCACAUCCGCUCAUAUGAAAAUGAAUUGAGAAAGGUUGAACAUUUACAACGUGAGCUUCCAUUGUGCAUGGAACUUUUGCAAGAUGUAAUUGCGAUACUGAUUGAGGAGAAAUUUCGGUGUGAGGAAGAAAAGAGUAAUUCAAUGAAGGACUUAAUGGAAAAUACGAAAAAUUGGAUAAGUAUGACUCAACUCUGGACUACUCCGGUCGAGUACGAAGCCGACAUCGAACCCAUGAUUACGAAAUCGAGUCGUCAAAAGGAGGUAAGCACGAGUAGUGAAUUCAAUUGCGGUAAAGGGGCAUUUACGUCAUUUAAGAAACCAUCACAAUUGCAUAUACAUGAGGAAGGGCAAAUGGAGAAGAAGCCUAGACGCGUUUGGGAAUCGGAGCUGCACGACUCCUUUGUCGACGCACUCAAACGUCUCGGUGGCCCUUAU
This is a messenger RNA of Striga asiatica, 567 nucleotides long. Lineage: Eukaryota; Viridiplantae; Streptophyta; Magnoliopsida; Lamiales; Orobanchaceae. The record is from the annotation of a GenBank genome assembly.